Messenger RNA from Soboliphyme baturini, 543 nucleotides. Lineage: Eukaryota; Metazoa; Nematoda; Enoplea; Dioctophymatida; Soboliphymatidae. The record is from the annotation of a GenBank genome assembly.
AUGGCAGGUACUAAGCUAACGAAAGAGGAGGAGCUGCUGCUGCAGGAUUUUUCUCGUAAUGUUUCAACGAAAAGUUCAGCUCUCUUCUACGGUAACGCUUUCGUCGUUAGCGUCGUACCGUUGUGGCUCUUUUGGCGCAUUCAUCAAAUGGAGCCGUACAACAGCCUUGUCUAUUGGAUAAUAUUCACGGUGCUUUCGACGUGGAUGUUGGCCUUCGCCUACCGAAACGUUAAAUUUGUCCUGAAACACCGAAUCGCUCAAAAACGUGAAGACGCUGUUGCAUAUGAAGUCAUGCGAAAAUACGCCGAUGACCGGAAAGUCUCUAAAAAAGAAAAAGACGAACGAAUUCUGUGGAAAAAGAACGAAGUCGCCGAUUAUGAGGCUAUAAUGUUGAGCAUUUUAUACAAUAACGCAUUUUUCCUCAUGCUGUAUGUGCUGUUUUCGUUUUUUAUAUUUCACACCCUGUCCAUCAAUCUUAACUAUAUACUUUCAAUUGGUGGUGCUAGUGGCAUUGUGGCUCUGUUUUCUACUGCUUCUCAUUAA